AUGCCGGAGACCGGGCAGGAGCCGCCCAGCGCCCCUCCGCCUCCCCCCAAGGAGUCCUUCUACAUCAAGAACCUGCUCAACGGCGGCCCCCCCAAGGCGCCUCCCAAGCAGCCGCGGGCGCUGUUCGCCCCCUCGGGCAAGGCGGCGGUGGACGGCGCCGGCUUCGCCCUCUCGCAGGUGGGCGACCUCGCCUUUCCCCGCUUCGAGAUCCCGGCGCCGCGCUUCGCCCUGAGCGCGCACUGCCUGGAGCGCGCCCAGACCUGGUGGUACCCCUACGCCCUGACGCCGGCCGGAGCGCACCUGCCCCGCACGGAAGCCGCAGAGAAAUCGCUGCUGAGGGACUCGUCCCCCGCCUCGGGCACCGACCGGGACUCCCCGGAGCCGCUGCUGAAGGCGGAGGGGGAGCCGAAGGAGCUGGACUCCAAGAGCCCCGACGAGAUCGUCCUGGAGGAGAGCGACUCGGAGGAGGCCAAGAAGGAGGGAGGCGCGGAGGACUGGAAGAAGCGGGAGGAGAGCCCCGAGAAGAAGCCGUGCCGCAAGAAGAAGACGCGCACCGUGUUCAGCCGCUCGCAGGUCUUCCAGCUGGAGUCCACCUUCGACAUGAAGCGCUACCUGAGCAGCUCGGAGCGCGCCGGCCUGGCCGCCUCGCUGCACCUGACAGAGACCCAGGUGAAGAUUUGGUUCCAGAACCGCCGCAACAAGUGGAAGCGGCAGCUGGCGGCCGAGCUGGAGGCGGCCAACCUGAGCCACGCGGCCGCGCAGCGCAUCGUGCGCGUCCCCAUCCUCUACCACGAGAACUCGGGCGCGGAGGGGGGCGCGGGGGGCGGCGGAGCCCCCGGCACGCAGCCCCUGCUCACCUUCCCUCACCCCGUCUAUUACUCGCACCCCGUGGUCACCUCCGUGCCGCUGCUGCGGCCCGUGUGA
This is a messenger RNA of Melospiza georgiana, 924 nucleotides long. RefSeq names its product H6 family homeobox 3 (gene HMX3). Gene Ontology annotation, molecular function: RNA polymerase II transcription regulatory region sequence-specific DNA binding; DNA-binding transcription factor activity, RNA polymerase II-specific. The record is from RefSeq and is a predicted model, not a curated record. Bases 1 to 924 code for a protein of 307 amino acids. The transcript is spliced from 2 exons. NCBI's taxonomy places the organism in Eukaryota, Metazoa, Chordata, Aves, Passeriformes, Passerellidae. Gene Ontology annotation, biological process: regulation of transcription by RNA polymerase II. Gene Ontology annotation, cellular component: nucleus.